AUGGAUCCCGCCAAGUACGGCGGGAAGCGGCCGUUGGACAUAGAGCAGAUGCCGGAAACCCCGCAGCGGGGCUACCACCACCGCCGGGCGCACUCCGACACCUCCUUCCGCUUCGACGACCUACUCCUAUUCGACCCUUCCGACCUCGACCUAUCUUCCCUUGACCUACCGACUCCAACUCCGCCGCGCCGCGGCGCUCCGAUGGCGAUCGAUUCGCCGCCGCUCUCCGAGGACUCCACGUCCACCGGUCCCGCACCGCCGCCCAAUCCGAGGGCCAAGCCAAUCAACCACCUCCGCAGCCUGUCCGUCGACUCGGACUUCUUCGACGGGUUUGCUUUGGGUUCCGGCUACGGAGAUGAGAAGCUUGGCGGCAAAGGGAUGGGGAUUGGAGCAGGAGGCGGAGGCGGAGGCGGAGGAGAGAGGAGGGUUCACCACAGGCAUAGCAACUCCAUGGACGGUUCGAGUUGUUCGGCGUCGUUUGAAGGGGAUUCUUAUCUUAUGACUGAUGAUGGUAUUAAGAAGUCCAUGGCGCCGGACAGGCUGGCCGAGCUCGCUCUGAUUGAUCCCAAGAGAGCUAAAAGGAUUCUUGCGAAUAGGCAAUCUGCUGCAAGGUCAAAGGAGAGGAAGACCCGGUAUACCAGUGAGCUGGAGAGGAAGGUUCAUACUCUGCAAACGGAAGCUACCACCCUCUCUGCGCAGGUCACAGUGCUACAGAGGGAUACUUCUGGAUUGACUACCGAGAACAAAGAAUUGAAACUGCGGCUGCAAGCUUUGGAACAACAAGCGCACCUUAGAGAUGCUCUGAAUGAAGCACUGAGGGAGGAAGUGCAGCGCCUGAAGAUAACAGCAAGUCAAAUGCCAAAUGGAAACCCUUACCAUCGAGGUCUGGCACCCCAAUUUCCACCUCAUCAGCAGCCAGCAUUUCCCGGUGGGUUCAACAGCAGUAACCAAACCCAGCAGCAGCAACAGCAACAGGGUCUUCCACCACAGUCACCUCCGAACAAUGGGGCAACCCGCCCUAGCUUCUCGAGCUUCAGCAGCCAGAGGGUGUAG
Molecule: messenger RNA, 1053 nt
Organism: Linum trigynum
Lineage: Eukaryota; Viridiplantae; Streptophyta; Magnoliopsida; Malpighiales; Linaceae
Source: the annotation of a GenBank genome assembly